AUUUGUGGAGACUCUGGGAUAUAGGUUGGAUUAAACUUCUGUGAUGGGUCCAUCGGCGUCUUGACACAACACUAAGCUUCUCCUGGAUCUUUGAAACGUAGCAGAAACUGAUGACGGAGCCUCAAAUUGCUACAAGGUAGCCCGGAAAGAGCAAGAGUGAGUGUACUUUGGAUGAAGGGAAUGUGGACCCUCAGGACUAAAGCAGUGGGAGAGGCCUGGGAGGUGGGGCCUGGGGAGGGCGAGGUCUGCUCUGAAGUCACCAAGCCCCUGAUCUUAGAAGAGAUGGUGGGCGCAGGCUCUGGAGGCUCAAGCGGAGGAGGGGAAGGAGGCGAGUCCGGAAACCCUCGGCCAAUCAGAGAGGGCUGGGGCGGCGCCUGCUAGAAGGCUUAGCACUGCAGGGCUCUGGGCGGGAAGGCUAACCUGGUGCGGAGCCAGCCUGGGUCUCAGCCCCGCGUACGGCCUUUCACGAGUCUUCAAGCCUUCAGGCUUUCUUCUAGUCAAGAUGAGUGAUAAACCAGACUUGUCGGAAGUGGAGAAGUUUGACAGGUCAAAACUGAAGAAAACUAACACUGAAGAAAAAAAUAGUCUUCCUUCAAAGGAAACUAUCCAGCAGGAGAAAGAGUGUGUUCAAACAUCAUAAAAUGGGGAUCUCCUCCAAAGAGCAGAUUUCAGCAUUGCCUGACAGUCUUGGUUUUAGGCUUGUUUUUUUGUAAACCUGUGUGUUUGUAGAGAUUUCCGACAUCUUCUGAUUUCUUCUCACCUAUAUUCCCUGGUUAAGAGGUCAGGGGUAGUGAAUGUUUCCUUAAGUUCCUUUUUAAACUUCCCAUUGGUAUGUAAAUUCCAAAUGGCAGAUGCUGUCAAUAACCUUGCCAUGGAUGACCUUUGUGUAGGUAGUCCUUGCACCUCAUGCAGGAUAAGCCAAUUUUAACUUUCUACAAUGGGUGCCUCAAUAGUUUCAUAAUCUUCAUGAAGUUGCAUCCUUUGGCAGCUUCUUACAGUUUAUUUUCACUUCCAAUGUAGCAAUAAAAUAAUAAAUAUAAUUGUUAUUGUCUGAC
Pan troglodytes (chimpanzee) is the source of this 1055-nucleotide messenger RNA. Its product is annotated as thymosin beta-15A. The transcript has 3 exons. The record is from RefSeq and is a predicted model, not a curated record. Gene Ontology annotation, molecular function: actin monomer binding. Gene Ontology annotation, biological process: actin filament organization; regulation of cell migration. Gene Ontology annotation, cellular component: cytoplasm. Bases 503 to 640 code for a protein of 45 amino acids. Lineage: Eukaryota; Metazoa; Chordata; Mammalia; Primates; Hominidae.